Molecule: messenger RNA, 1880 nt
Organism: Rosa chinensis
Lineage: Eukaryota; Viridiplantae; Streptophyta; Magnoliopsida; Rosales; Rosaceae
Product: leucine-rich repeat receptor protein kinase HPCA1
Exons: 14
Coding region: 432-1649 (405 amino acids)
Molecular function (GO): protein binding
Source: RefSeq, a predicted model, not a curated record
UUGACUCGUUGAUGCCGAAAUUGGCACCAACAAGACGCACGACAUAUUAGCAAGGAUGGAGGCCACUACAGAGGAACAGUUUGUAUUCUCAGAAUUCGAUCAAGUUUUCGUUUCAUUGAUUUGUAGUUUCCCUCCCUAAAGUAAUUAUGUGAAACUCAAUGUUACGAUGUAGCCAGCUUUUGUUUUUAGUUUCUACUUGUACGUACAUAUUCAAUAUACAUGCUUUUGUAUUAUCUCCUUGGCCAUUUGGGUUGUGCGGGCGGGCGAUGGAAACCUCAAAGUUACACAGUUUACUUUGUUAAUAUCAAAUUGACUAUCUGCAAUUCUUACAAUAAUUCUUUAUCAAGAAAUGGCUGUAGUAUAUAUAGGAAUGCACAUCAUGCAUGUCAAGGGCUGCAGUUGCUGAGUGCUUUUGACUUGUAUCAGAUACCAUGGCAACCAUGAGGUUGCUGCUCUUUUUUGCUCUAUAUUCUGCAGGCAUUCAUGUGAUCUCCUCGCUUACGGACCCCAAUGACGCUUCUGUUCUCCAUGCCUUGAAAGUGUCCUGGAAAAACACGCCACCGAGCUGGGAUAAUUCUUCUGAUCCCUGUGGUUUUCCAUGGGAAGGAGUCAGCUGCAGCGGUGCAAGGGUGACUGAAUUGGGAUUAUCAACCAUGGGCCUCAUAGGGGAACUCAGUAGCUACAUUGAGGGACUCACUGAACUAAACUCCUUGGACCUGUCAUUCAACCCUGGACUCCAAGGUCCUCUUCCUCCACAGUUAGGGGAUCUCCCAAAGUUAAAUAUCCUGAUCCUAGCUGGCUGCAGCUUCAGUGGCAACAUUCCAGAUGAGUUGGGAAAUCUUGAACAGCUAGCGUUCUUGGCUCUGAAUACAAAUUACUUCACUGGUAGCAUACCUCCUUCUUUAGGUAAGCUCUCCAACCUCUACUGGCUUGAUGUGGCAGACAAUCAACUGAGCGGACCUCUACCAAUUUCGACAUCCACUUCUCCAGGCUUAGACCUCUUGUUAAACGCUAAACAUUUCCAUUUGAACAAGAACCAGCUUUCAGGUUCUAUUCCACUUGAGCUUUUCAGCUCGGAGAUGAUAUUGAUACAUGCGUUACUUGACGAAAACAAUUUUACUGGGAGUAUUCCAAUGACAUUAGGACUUGUUAAAACUCUUGAGAUGGUUCGGCUUAAUAGAAAUGCUCUGACCGGAAGUGUCCCCUCAAACCUUAACAACCUUACUAAUAUCAAUGAACUAAAUUUGGCCAACAACAAAUUGGCAGGCCCCUUGCCUGACUUGACUGGAAUGAAUUCUCUCAAUUAUGUAGACCUAAGUAACAACUCAUUUGACCCAUCUGAAGCUCCACUUUGGUUCUCAACCUUACCCACACUCACCACUCUGGUUAUGGAAUUUGGAUCACUUCAAGGGCCUGUGCCAGAGAAGCUUUUCAGCCUUCCAGAAUUACAGCAAGUGAAACUGAAAUACAAUACGUUUAAUGGUACAUUAAACAUGGGCGAUAGCAUCAGUCUACAACUGGAGCUUGUGGAUCUCCAGAACAAUCAGAUUUCCCAGCUCACUAUAGAAGAAGAAUACAAAGAUGCAUUGAUACUUAAAGGGAACCCGAUAUGCUCCGGUAGUCUAUCAAACACUACUUGGUGUCAGUAAAAAUGAAAAUGAGAGCAGGUGCAAGAUUUGGAAUAAAGAGGGUGCUGCAACAUCUUCUAUAGGAUUUUCUAAACCUCCUCAUGAGCUGUGCAACUACAUUGAAAUUAUAAGCCAAUCUUGUAAAUGGGGAAUUAUUUAAUUCUUUCUCUUCAAAUAAAGCCUUCUAUUCUAUGGAUUCAAAAAUUUGUCUCAUCUAACUUGAAUGAAAUUUUAGAAAGAUUCUGGAAACCU